GUUUCUCUCUGCCUGUUUUUCUCUCUUUUUUUUUUUUCUUUUUCUUUUUUUAUUCUCGCCUGUCUCCUCACUUCUUUUCUUCCUUUUUCCCUACCACGGGUCUCAAGAAAAAAACCAUUUGUAUGUCCCAUGCACCCUCAUCCCAUAUCCUCAAAUGGGCCCCCUCUGUCUCACGGAAUUACACUCGUGUCCUCGUUGAAUCCUUGUCCUCCCCGUCUUGAAUUCGUCUUCUUGUCAUGAGUCGUGGUUGUCCUCUCUAUAGAUGGACCACUUAACAGAUGUCCGUGAAAGAAUCUCAUCCUGGUAGAGGACUAGGCUUUUCUAUCAGGAACUUGUUCCGUUCCUCCCCUUCCCCAUCGCCAUCCCCCCGACGCAGAGUCUCGCUCCUCAUCCGACGAGGCAGGACUGCCUUCUCAAACCAACACCCUGUAUACCGAAUGAACCAUUCGACCGGACCCCCGAUGAAUUCCGCCCAGCAAAUCGACCCGUCCGCGAUGGUUGGACUUGCCGAGGCUUCGCAAGGGGCCACGGGCGACAGUCCUGAUAUCUUCGAAUGGUAUCCUCAUUACCAGAGUUGUCAGCGGUAUUUCCUGGAUCAUGCGCAGCAUAGUGCCUCGGUUCAAGCGCUCUCUUCUUUCCUGAACAUCCGUCUUCCGUUUCAGCGAUUACCCCAUCCCGUAUUCAAUUCAUCCACCGAUCCGUCCUCCGCUGCCGCUGCCGCUGCCGGGCAGGCGCCGUCUACAUCGUCGUCAACCUCGAGUCUACCUCCAUCCGUGUCGUUGAUACCUUACAUCCGUCGCCUGGUGGCCACCGGAAUGGACUUCCCCGGCGUGCUUCAUGGGUUUUUCGGAGACGAUUGGGGGCAAGGCGUUGGAUACAUACACGAACAGGAGCGUCGCAACUAUCUCUUUGCCGCCAAAAGUGGUGGCUGGGCCUCGGUGAAGAAGGACUACGACAUGCCGCCCCUUGAAACCAUUCCGUUCUUACGUCCGCUCCAGGGGCCACUGGAUUCGGAGAUCGAGGCCGCCGAGAGAAGUUGGAGUGACUGGCUCGCCAUGGAAGAUUGGAUGGUCGGGCCUCGGGCUCCGGACGUCCUUCGAGACUCGUCAUCUCAACUGUCCCGUCCUCGCAGCGCGCGAGGUUAAUUUGCAUAUAUGUAAUCCGUUUUCCUUUUUAUCAUUCUUGAGCAUCACUGCGCAGGGCGAUUUGAUGGAGUUCUGUGGGCACUUGGAUACAGCGAUCCUUCUUUUGCGUUUCCCACCCUUCUCUCCAUGAAGCGACGAUCAUACGAUUUUUUUUUCUUGAUUACUGAGCGCGAUAGAUCUCAUGGAUCCACCUAUAUAUUGCUUCAUUUAUCCCGGCUGGUUGCGCGGGAGAAAGUUAGUUAGGGACCCCCC
Messenger RNA from Aspergillus steynii IBT 23096, 1397 nucleotides. RefSeq lists its product as uncharacterized. Lineage: Eukaryota; Fungi; Ascomycota; Eurotiomycetes; Eurotiales; Aspergillaceae. Bases 279 to 1145 code for a protein of 288 amino acids. The transcript is spliced from 2 exons. The record is from RefSeq and is a predicted model, not a curated record.